Molecule: messenger RNA, 1676 nt
Organism: Dalotia coriaria
Lineage: Eukaryota; Metazoa; Arthropoda; Insecta; Coleoptera; Staphylinidae
Exons: 5
Coding region: 69-1514 (481 amino acids)
Source: RefSeq, a predicted model, not a curated record
GACCACAGAACAAAACAUAUUCACUUUGUUGACUUCACAAAGAGUAAACACACAAAAACAAAAACAAAAUGGCCGCUAAGUUUGUUGUUUUCUUCGCCGCUUUGGCCGCUGUCAAUGCCGGAGGUAUUGCUCCAUUGGGAUACUCUGCUGGUAUUGCCGCCCCCUUGGCUUACUCUGCUGGUCUCCAUGCUUCUCCAUUAGCUUAUGGAGCUGGUUAUGCUCAUGCUGCUCCAUUGGCGUAUUCAGCUGGUAUCCAUGCCCCUGUUGCUUCUCCAUUGGCUUACUCUGCUGGUUAUGCUCAUGCCGCCCCCGUUGCCGCCUAUGCUGCCGCCCCAGUUGUUGCUAAGACCAUCGCUGCCCCAGCUUACUCCAGCUCUUACCGUCAUCAAAUCUCUCGUUCGGCUAUUGCUGCCCCAAUUGCCGCCCCCAUUGCUGCUGCCCCAAUUGCUGCUUAUUCUGCUGGUAUCCAUGCUCCAGUCGCCGCCUACUCUGCUGGUUAUGCCCAUGCUGCUCCAUUGGCUUACUCUGCUGGUAUCCACGCCCCAAUUGCCGCCCCAUUGGCUUAUUCCGGUCUCCAGCUUCUUAAUAAUGGUGAGCGUAUCCAAGAGCUGGGGCAGCAUAAGCACCAUGGAGACCAGAGUAAGCCAAUGGGGAAGCAAGACCAGCUCCAUAAGCCAAUGGAGAAGCAUGAAGACCAGCAGAAUAGGCAACUGGAGCAGCAUGAGCAUAACCAGCUCCGUAAGCUAAUGGAGAGGCAAUUGGAGCGUGGAUGCCAGCUGAAUACGCCAAUGGAGAAGCAUGGCUGGAGCAGCAUAUCCGUAAGCUGGGCUAGCAAUCGAUUUGGUAACAGUCGAAUAAGAAGAAACAGCUGGAGCGAUGGUCUUAGCAACAACUGGAGCGUGGGCAAUUGGAGCGGAUUUGUUGUUUUCUUCGCCGCUUUGGCCUGUGUCAACGCUGGAGGCAUUGCUUCCUUGGGAUACUCUGCCGGUAUCGCCGCCCCCUUGGGUUACGCCGGUUAUGGCCACGCCCCUGUGGCUUAUUCCGGCUACGCCGCUGCUCCAGUUGUAGCUAAGACUGCUUACGCUGCCGCACCAGUUGCCUACUCUGCUGGUUACUCUCAUGCUCCAGUUGCUGCCUACUCUGGUUAUGCUCAUGCUGCUCCAGUCGCCACCUAUGCUGCUGCUCCAGUCGUAGCUAAGUCCAUCGCUCCAGUCGCUGCUUACUCCGCUGGUUAUGCGCAUGCUCCAGCUGUCACUUCUUAUUCCACUGUGACUAAAUCCAUCGCUGCUCCAGUUGCCUACUCUGGUUACGCCCAUGCUCCAGUGGCUGCCUACUCUGCUGGUUACGCUCACGCUGCUCCAGUCGCUGCUUACUCUAGCUACGCAGCGCCAGCUAUCGCCAAGACUAUCGCACCAGUCGCCGCUUACUCCGCUGGGUAUGCUCAUGCUGCUCCAGUUGCCUACUCUCAUGGUGCUUACGCCGCGCCAGCUCUUGGCUACGCUCAUCAUUAUUAAACGAAAACAACGAACUUAACCUCUAUGCACAACACUAGCCACACAACGUCAUACUGUUUUAUUUAAUUAAAAAACAGUAAAUAUGGCGUAAGUUAUUAAUUCUGAACCAUAAUAUCACUUAUAUUUAUUUGUAUAUUUUUGUUACCACAAUGUAUAUAUUAU